GGAAUUAAAGAUCCCGUCUCGACCCUGAAAUUAGCCAAGUUUGGAUAACUUUUAGAUGCAAGUAUUCCGAGACGCCCAGCCAAAGUCGCCGUCAGGGACCCACUGGGCGGCCCACUUCGUUUCAAUCGUUGCUCAAUCGUCCUGCUACUUGACUUUCGCGUUUUCAGUCUGGACGAUCUUCGCUUUUCCUUCUGGCAUCUUUCCCUUUGAUCUCCUUCUCCGCUACUCCGCUCCCUGACAGUCUCUACCGAGCUUCUCGCUCAGCAUUCGUUUCUCCUGCCCCCCGCAACUUGAUAUAACUCCAUCGGUCUCUCGCUAUCUGGCCCCUCAUUCUCUGCCGAUUUCCCUCUUAUCUUGAUUCUCUGUACCUAAUUGACCGUGUCAUCUCACCCUCACCAGCCAACCUGAUCGCCUGCUGCAUUCCUCAUUCCUUUUUCGCUCCGUUACUCUACCGGUAGAGUUGGGUGAGGCUCCGACCGACCCCCACAUUCUUUCGAUCGGCCUGGUGCCAUCAUGUCCAGUCCCGCAGACGAGCAUAAGACCUUCCCUUUGCAGGAUAUGCAAAAUGGCAAACGACUCAAUUCCAACGAGGUGACGCCUACCUCCGAUGAUGACACAUAUGUCCACGACAGCCAGACCGAAGACCGGGGCAAUCGUUUAAGAGUCGAUACCUCCUACGCCGACGACAUCACCCCUCAUAUGAGCACACCCUCGGCGCGGCGCGAACAAUCCACUCGACUCGAAGAUGAUUUGAUGCUGUUGCAGGCCGAGCGCGUGGCUUCGCGAUCGACCCAAGGCGAACAUGGCGAAGGUGAGCGGACCUCGAUCAGCCGGUCGCGAUCCCGUCGCAGCGAGGCCGUGGACGAGUUCGACGAGGCGACAAACCCGCUUCAUGAGAAGGCCGCCGUCUACAAACCACCCGAGAGCCCCAACACCAGGCUGUCGGCGUUUGUAAAGAAGAUUCACCAGUCCAGCUUCAUAAUUCGCUACCUGACCUACAUUCUGCCCGUGGUGCUACUUCUCCUGAUUCCUUUGCUCGUUGGAGCUCUGGCGUUCCCGAAUGCAAGUGUUGGUGGUGUGAAGCUGAUGUGGUUCUCGAUCUGGUUGGAAAUUGUCUGGUUGACUCUCUGGGCUGGACGAAUUGUUGGCAAAUGUAUCCCUCCCGCGGUUAGUGUCCUGGCCAGCAUCUUCACCAACAACGCGAAGAAGUGGCGCGACAUGGCUUAUCAGCUCGAACUCCAUGCGGCUCUCUUCUUCUGGUGGCUGGGUGUGGAGAUUUCCUUCCUGCCAACCAUGAAGAACCACCACGUUGAUGGCAACAAAGGUACCCGCAGCUGGGAGAACACUGUCAACAAGAUCAUUAUUGUCAUCUUUGUUUGGACCAUUCUCAAUUUGAUUGAGAAAAUCAUCAUCCAGCUGAUUGCCAUCAGCUUCCACCUGCGUACCUAUGCCGACCGCAUCGAGAUCAACAAGUUCCAGAUUGGCAGCCUCGUCAAGCUGUAUGCGUGGUCCCGUGACCGCAUUGAGGAGACCGACGAGGCUUUCCAAGAGAAAGAAGACACACCAACUGGCGUCAAAACACCCUUACGAUACGCCGGAAUUGCCCACAAAGCCGCGAAGGGUGCUUUGAACAAGGCCGGUAACAAGGUAGCCGAUAUGGCUGGGGUCGUCGCUGCGGAUUUCACGGGCCGCAAGAUCCACGCCAGCUCUGAUCCUUACCAGGUCAUUCGCACUCUGCUCCGCACUACAUCGGGUUGCCAGGUUCUGGCUCGGCGUUUAUAUCGUACUUUCGUUCGGGAUGGAUUCGAGACCGUGUUCUCGGGUGACCUCAAGGAGGCAUUUGAUAACAGCGAAGAGGCCGAGGCGGCCUUUUCUAUGUUUGAUCGUGACAUGAACGGUGACAUCUCGAUGGAGGAGCUCGAGUCUGUCUGUGUGGAUAUUGGCCGUGAGCGCAAGUCGAUCACUGCCUCUUUGAAGGAUCUCGACUCGGUCGUGUCCAAGUUGGACGACAUCUUUAUGUUUUUCGUCAUUGUCAUUGUCAUCAUCGUCUUCUUGUCUCUGAUCUCGACCUCCGCUGCUGGUGUACUUACCUCGGCUGGAUCCAGUAUCCUGGCUCUUUCCUGGCUAUUCUCUGCUACGGCUCAAGAAUUCCUCCAGUCCGUCAUUUUCGUGUUUGUCAAGCAUCCUUUCGAUGUCGGUGACCGCGUUACUAUCUACGGUAACACGGGUGAUGCUGGUCUUGGCGACGAUUUCUUUGUCAAAGAAAUCACCCUUUUGUAUACGGAAUUUAAGAAGAUGCAGGGUCAUGUCGUCCAGGCGCCAAACAGCUAUCUGAACACUCUCUUCAUUCUCAACCAGCGUCGUUCCGGCGCCCUUGCCGAAGCAAUCCCCAUCAUUAUCAAGUACGGCACCACCAUCGAUCAAAUCGACGGUCUCCGCCAGCGCCUCUUGGAAUUCGUGCGCAGCGAAAAGCGCGACUACCAGAGCAACAUUCUAACCGAGUUGCGUGCCGUCACCGAAAACUUCUCCCUCACUCUCAAUGUCGUCUUUUUCUACAAAUCCAACUGGCAAAAUGAAGGCCUCCGUCUGCAGCGGCGCAACAAGUUCAUUUGCAUGCUCAUGAUCGCCCUCCAAGAGAUCGGCAUCGAGGGCCCACGCAUGAACCUCCAGGGUGCCAAUGUCGACAUCCCCUUCCACGUCAACUACGGCCAGCCUAUGAUGGCACCCACCCCGAAGAAGGACCACGAUGCCCAGGAGAUCGAAGAGGUACCCAUUGGGAAGGAAUCAGGGUCUUUGGCAGAAAACACCGGCACCAGCAGUGCACUUCGCCAGCACUCUAUCUUGCGCAAAGGCAUGAACACUGCGGCAGCCCGCGCCCGCGGUCAGUCUACCUCGCGCAAACAUGUCGACUUCUCUCUCGGCAUGUCAAACAUGUCCUCAAACGAUAUCAUGGGCGAUGUAUUUGAGGAUCGCGGCGUCCGCGUUGAUGAUGUCGUCCGGACUACCAAUCGUGAGACUCAGGAGCGCCGCAUCCAAGAAGCCGUAGAGGAGGAUCAAGAUGAGGUCCGCAGCCACAACUCUUCGUCUCGAAUGUCCUCGCGCCACCGUCGCCCUUCAAAUCUGAGUAGCCACUUACAUGGCCGCCCUUCGACGGAAGCCCCUAGCUUCACGAGCGGCGCCUCGUCGACCCGGAAUCGCUUCUUCCGUCACCAUCAUAAUGCCAGCCGUGACCGUGAUGAUCUGAUGGAGCAGGGACGCGUUGAUUCGCCUCCUCCCGCGGCUGUGGUGCAAGCCACGCAGGAGCAGCAGCAGCAGCAAUAUGACCGACCAUAUUGAAAAGCUUGACAGCUUGCAAUUGCAUCACGGUCGAACUUCUUGGAACAUAUUCCUCAGUUACGCUUUCUUUCUACUGCCCACCUACAUCAGCAUUGUGCAUGUCCUUUCCUCUUGAUACAAGACCGCCCGUGUCCUGGGGUUAUGGGCGUCUUUAAUUUUGUGUUUGUUUCAAGCCUUCUGGCUUGGGUUGGCUCUUUGCAUCUUUUUUUCAUACAUAUAUCCCAACACUGGCGGUUUACAUUCAUUUGCAUUUCCAAACUAUCUUGCAGUCUAGAUGUUUUCGGAAAGUAUUCAUCUUAAAGAUCUUUCAAUCUGUGUUUCCCAUCAGCGCCUCCCAUAACCAUUGCCAUCCUGAUGUAGCUGUCUUCAAUGUAGUUUCAACUAGUUUUAGAGUGCCCGUGCAUCAUAAAUCU
This is a messenger RNA of Penicillium brasilianum, 3749 nucleotides long. The record is from the annotation of a GenBank genome assembly. Lineage: Eukaryota; Fungi; Ascomycota; Eurotiomycetes; Eurotiales; Aspergillaceae.